AUUCUGUAAUUAUCGAACUUACCGCUAUAAAGAAACUCUAUCUAUAAUCAUCACUAAUCCGAAAUUAUUGUACUCGACACUACAAAGAUAAUUUACAUGAACGAAUGAAAUGUGUAUUGUCAUAAACCAUACAACCAUCUUUCCCUUACUCUAGGUGCGGCGUUGAUGCUGGUAACAGUGGUGGGGAUCCCGGCACACAGCCAGCAGGCAUCGGCAGCAUCCUUCCGCCUGGUCACCGCUUACACGUUAAACCGAACUGAUGACUCCACUCAAACAUUUCUCAGAGUGGGGACCUCUCCCUCCACCCGGUCCCUUACCUUGGCUCUGCAGACUGACCUGACUAACUGUGGAUGCAAUGUCACCGGGAAUUACUCAGGUCGCGUCCUCCAGGUGACAGGUGGCUACACAGGUGAUGCGCUCAAAGUCGUGGCGCAGAGGUACCAGCAUGUGGGGGGCGUUGGAUCAGCUGAGGAGUUGGUGAGCGUAGCGUGGCACCCCGAGGAAGAGAGCGAGACGCAGCCGGAACCGAGGCAGGACGGGGCGUGGUGGUGCGCACUCAGUUCUCUGAAUCCAUCUUUGGCGUAUCUGUGGACUCACUGAUGCCGGGGAAGCGUCGGCGUCUCCUGAACCUCACCGUCACGCCACACACUGGAAAACACUGGCAGGUGAGCCUACAUGUGCCAAUUAUCUCUACAGCCCUCGAGUGGGAGACGAAGCUCUGGAAAAAUCAGGGCAAGCAACAUUGGGAAGUUAAUGGGGAAGUCAAGUCUACCAAAUCUGACAUAUCGUUAGAAUUCGUUCACUUCAAGCAGGAGAAGCAGGACGAGGAGACUCAGGUCACGGAUGACAGAGGUGAGGCUGGCAGGUGUGAUGCUGAAGGUUGUGGGGACGGCAAUGUCAAGGAGCCAAAAGCCAAGUCGCGGCACCACGUCGACAGUGAUUGCGACUCAGAUUUAAGAAAAGAACAGACAGUAGACCAGAAUGAAGUUUGUAGUGGUCGAGAUCCUAAAUCAGAAGACUUAAAGCAAAAUGAUCCUGAUUCCAUAAUGGUAAAUGUAGACGAAGAAUGUUCCAGGAAAGCGGAGUGUGAUGGACCGGAAGAGUCAGUGUCAAGUGAAGCUGUUCAAGAGACUACACAAAAAUUAACUUCCCGGGUUUUCAGCCUUUCUUCCAACAUGAAGACUUACGUCUCAUCUGACGGAGGACGCUGGAUUCGGAUCCUGCAGCGCACACACCUGGCAUUCUGUCCUCGCCUUGGCUGGAACUUGAACCGUGCGGCGUUGAUGCUGGUAACAGUGGUGGGGAUCCCGGCACACAGCCAGCAGGCAUCGGCAGCAUCCUUCCGCCUGGUCACCGCUUACACGUUAAACCGAACUGAUGACUCCACUCAAACAUUUCUCAGAGUGGGGACCUCUCCCUCCACCCGGUCCCUUACCUUGGCUCUGCAGACUGACCUGACUAACUGUGGAUGCAAUGUCACCGGGAAUUACUCAGGUCGCGUCCUCCAGGUGACAGGUGGCUACACAGGUGAUGCGCUCAAAGUCGUGGCGCAGAGGUACCAGCAUGUGGGGGGCGUUGGAUCAGCUGAGGAGUUGGUGAGCGUAGCGUGGCACCCCGAGGAAGAGAUGCUGUUCAUGGCGGCUCCCAGGACCACCCUCAGCCUGGCCAGCGGGCAUGAGGGCCAGGCGGGUCAGUGGUGGCGGCUGUGGUUGAGAGGCGGUGAGGAAGAGCGCGGCAAGGCCUCCAGUGGUGACCCCGCAAGGCCUCCAGUGGUGACCCCGCGCCGCCUCAGCUUGACCAAGAGCGAGACGCAGCCGGAACCGAGGCAGGACGGGGCGUGGUGGUGCGCACUCAGUUCUCUGAAUCCAUCUUUGGCGUAUCUGUGGACUCACUGAUGCCGGGGAAGCGUCGGCGUCUCCUGAACCUCACCGUCACGCCACACACUGG
Molecule: messenger RNA, 1947 nt
Organism: Scylla paramamosain (green mud crab)
Lineage: Eukaryota; Metazoa; Arthropoda; Malacostraca; Decapoda; Portunidae
Exons: 11
Coding region: 600-1895 (431 amino acids)
Source: RefSeq, a predicted model, not a curated record